Molecule: messenger RNA, 1700 nt
Organism: Hymenoscyphus albidus
Lineage: Eukaryota; Fungi; Ascomycota; Leotiomycetes; Helotiales; Helotiaceae
Source: the annotation of a GenBank genome assembly
AUGGACUACAACGAAGGUACCGGCGAGGAGGUCGACAAGGGUAAAGGGAGGCACGUCAGCCAAGGUCAAGGCAUGGAGUUGGGUGUAGGUCACAUCAUGCAAAUCGACCGAAAGAAAGUUCCAUUUGUUGUCCCAAGAGGUCUUCGUCGAGCAUUGUUCGAUCAGCGAAAAGCGGAAGUUCGACGGAAAUAUGGCCCUCCAGAAGAGCCGCAAGAGCCAGAAGAAAAUGAAAAUGAAAAGUUGGUUCCCAAGAGUGGUCUGGUGGUCCUUGUGAAAUAUUUUGCCUAACAAACUGAAGUUCUCCAGCUAGCAGCGGCUUUUGUAACCCCAUGGCCCUUGUCACCCCUUCCACAACCAACAACUUGGGUCCGUUGGGUAUACAACUAAACACUUUCGACUCCACACCGCCCGACUUUUCCACGAUGACUACUCGGCCAAGAUAUUUUGACAUGCAUCAAAAAUACUAUUUUGACGGAGAGCAUUUCAUGGGAAACUUGAUUCUUUGCUACGGCUACUGGUUUGACGAGGUUGAACUCCAGGUCGGGGAGAUGGGGGAGGUUUUCUCAUUACCCUUUAACAAAAGGGAUCGCAGAGCACGCACUUGGGCCCGAGAGAAGUGGAAUGAGAUUGGGGAGGAAAUGAUGAAAGUUCCAGGUUUGAAAUAUCAGCCCUACUUGGUACAGUGGCAUAUUGCAGAAGAUUUCCUUCAUGGUAAGUUUUGCUUUUUUGAACGGGGAACAUCUCCUGAGUUUUAUGCCUAGCAUUUCUCCCACCAAAGAGGCACCGUUGGUUCGGUCCUAAGCCGCCACCCAUACCCGACUGUUACCAACUGGGAGCAAAAAAGCAAGAUGUCAACAUGACCGGUAUGACCUUAACCCUAUAUAUAACCUAUCCUUUGAAGGUCUCCCAUUUACACGAAUCUAUUAGAAGAAUCAGCCUCGACCAUGAACUUACAUACGACAACCACUGCUGAGUCUUCCCAUCCAAGCACGCGACCACCAGAAGAGCAAAUCAACAAUUAUGAGAUGAACACAGAUAGUCUUUCUGACCCUUUCCACUCAUACGAGAUGUCCAAAGAAGCAGUCGCGAUCCCAAUACCAUAUGCGAUGAACCAUGCUGGGUCCCUAGGUCGAGAUGAUCGAUCUACUGAAGAGCCACUCAAUGACUUUGAGAUGGACAUGAGUAAUUCUCCCGCGCCUGACCACUCGAAUCAGAUCCCCGUAGAGGAAACAUUCGAAAGUUCAACACCACAUGCGAUACCUCCUGCUGAGUUCCUUGGCGGAGAUCAUCGAUCCUUUGAAGAGCUGCUGAAUGGUUUUGAUACGCACGUGAAUAGUCUUCGCGAGCCUAGCAAUCUAGACCAGAUAUCAGUGGAGCAACCAUUCGAAAGAAUCGAAACUUCAACACCACAGUCGAUAAAUCAUGCUGCAACCCCCGGGGGUAAUAAUCAAUACGCAGUCCAGCCAUUCGACGAUUAUGAAAUGAACAUGGAUACUUCCUCUGGGCCUUCCUAUUCAAACCAAGCAUCCGUAGAAGAACCAGGCGCGAAUCCAACACUUGAUCCAACAAUUCCUGUGGGAGUUCUCCGCCAAAAUAAGCGAUCCGGGGAGGAACCAUUUGACGAGAGGGAAUCAAAGAAAAGGAUGAGCCGAAAUGUUCGCGGGAAUGACGACAUCUCUGUGCAGUUCAGACAGGACUAA